Bicyclus anynana (squinting bush brown) is the source of this 2625-nucleotide messenger RNA. Its product is annotated as integrin beta-PS. The transcript has 8 exons. Bases 70 to 2340 code for a protein of 756 amino acids. The record is from RefSeq and is a predicted model, not a curated record. Gene Ontology annotation, cellular component: focal adhesion; cell surface; integrin complex. NCBI's taxonomy places the organism in Eukaryota, Metazoa, Arthropoda, Insecta, Lepidoptera, Nymphalidae. Gene Ontology annotation, molecular function: integrin binding. Gene Ontology annotation, biological process: integrin-mediated signaling pathway; cell migration; cell adhesion mediated by integrin.
UUAUUAGGUACAUUAAAAGCCGGUCAGUUGCAUGGAGUUAUCGUAAAAAUAUAAUUAAUAAUAAUUGUAAUGAAUCUUCUAUCAUUGUUUUUUAUAUUAUACUUAAAAGUCAGUGUAAUAUCCUGCCAGUCUCAGUGUAAAGAUUUACAAACAUGCAGUGAAUGUAUUAGUUUUGUAAACGACACAUGUGUCUGGUGUUCCGCGAGAGAACAUACUGGUCGGAGAUGUUACUCGAAAAUUUCGUUAGAGCCAUCGUGGUGUAAAGAACCGGUAUAUGAUCCAAAAGAAAUUGUUGAAACGACAUCUCAGAAAGAUUUUAAUGAUGGCAAAGAUAAAAAACAAAUAGUACAAUUUAAACCUCAACAUAUAAACAUUAAAUCACGGAUUAAUGUUCCUAUUACAUUUAACAUGUCUUACAAACCGGCACAAGAUUAUCCACUAGAUGUCUACUAUUUAAUAGAUUCAUCACAAACAAUGAAUACAUACAAACAGAGUCUUCGGGAUCAAGGUUUGCGGAUAUUCAAGGAACUGAAUAAAAUUACCAAUAAUGUCAGAUUAGGUGUUGGUGGUUUCAUUGAAAAACUCAGUUUACCUUUUGCUGACCCAUCAACCCAGGGACCGUAUACAUUUAAAAACAUCCAGGGAUUGACAAAUAAUGCAAAUUCAUUUAUACAAGCCUUAGAUAUCCUUCUGAAUUCAAACGGUUCUAAUAUUGACUCACCAGAGGCAGAUUUAGAUGCUUUAAUGCAAGCAAUGGUGUGUAAAGAUAUAAUUGGAUGGAGAAAAAAUUCACAUCGCAUUAUACUUAUUAGUACUGAUUCUACAUAUCAUAGAGCAGGUGAUGGUAAAUUUGUAGGUGCUAUAAGACCCAAUAAUAUGCAGUGCAACUUAAAUGAUAAAAAUUAUCUUAUAUAUGACUAUCCAUCUCUAAGUCAGAUUAAUAAAAUAGCAACAGAAAAUAAUAUAAUGAUUAUUUUCGCCGUCAACAAUGAGUCCAUAAAUGAUUACGAGGCUUUGGGAAGAAAAAUUAAAAACGCUAAAUGUGUGCCUAUACAAUUGGAAGGUGUAGUUGACAUGAUCAUAAAAGAGUAUUGGAGGCUAUUUAGUUCCGUACAAAUAGAUGCCACUGUGAACCCUUCUCUACGUUUAAAAUUUAAACCGGACUGUACUGUAAAAGAUUCAUGCAACUAUAAAAACAAAGAACCAGUUAAUAUAACAGUUACCCUAGUCAUUGAAUCGUGUUCAGAGAUAAACAACAAACAUGAGGUGAAAAUUGGACCAGUAACAAUUGAUGAAAAAUUAACAGUACAUGUAGAAGCAGAUUGUCAAUGUCACUGCGAAAAGCCUGGUGCCGGUGAAAAGGAUUCAGACGCAUGCAGUAAAGCUGGAACAUACCAAUGCGGAAUGUGUUACUGUAACGAAAACAGAUAUGGAGAUACAUGUAAAUGUACUGGAAAAACUCAAGAUUUAGAAAAAUGCAAAGCAAGUUCAAAUGAUCCUAAACCUUGUAGUGACCGCGGAAUCUGUAGUUGUGGAAAAUGUAAUUGCCCAAGUGGAUUUUCGGGUGAUUUUUGCCAAUUUGACGACGAUUCUUGCGUUCGCCCCGGUGGUAUUCUCUGUGCUGGUAAUGGGAAGUGCGAAUAUGGCAAAUGUCAGUGCGAUCAGGGCUGGCUUCCAGACGAUUGUCUUUGCCCAAGCAAUAACAAUAGCUGCAUUGCACCACAGUCGAAUGAGUUCUGUUCCGGGAGAGGGGACUGCAAUUGUGGUCAAUGCAAGUGCAAUACAGCAGACACUGGAUUUUGCACAGGCACAUACUGUGAGAAAUGCGUCGAAUCGAAAGCCAAUCGCUGUCCUGAAUUAGAAGACUACGCGUAUUGCAACCUCAACAUGAACAAAACCACGUGCGACGACAAAUUUAACUUAACAAACACUGACGUCAUUAUUGUUAACAAGACGACGAUGUAUUCUGAUAGGUGGUAUCUGGCGAAGAUGUGGUGCACUAAAGUAUUGGACAAUGAACGAAUACUUGUAUUCAGAUAUCAUUAUCCGAAAACUGCCAGUAAUAGCACGCUGCUUUUGAUAAUUCAGGACGAGUUGGAGGAUCAACCCGUGGCUGAUGUGUGGGUGGUUGUCGCCAGUGUAAUAGGAGCGGUGCUGUUAAUCGGCAUAUUGACACUUAUCGCUUGGAAGUUGCUUGUGGAUAUGCACGACAAGAGAGAAUACGAGAAGUUCAUAAUGAGUUCCACAGAGCCCGGAUACGACGAGUCAUCGAAUCCGCUCUACAACGCCCCGGCUACCAGAUUUGUCAAUCCUGCAUAUGCAGGUGAAGAUUGUCACUAGACAUCGCUAUCAUCACAACAGCUGAUCGACGUCCACUGCUGGACAUAGCCGGCGUUGGUCGGCUUAGGACCGUUGGCCGUAUAACACAUUUUCACUAUAAAGCUCUUGUAUGCCUAUUUGUGACCAGUGGACGCAGAAAACCAAUUGAUGCAAUAUCCAUAGUUGGCCUUCUGCUUUAUUAACAUGUGGUUAUUUUCGUAUACAGCAUGGGCUGACUUUCAGGUUUUUAAAAAUAACCAAUCAUCUAAUAAUGAUUUUCAUAAUAAAUGGUAUAUUUACGCUAAC